UGCUUUACGAAAAUGGCCUCCUUCUUGAGCAUUAUGACAUUGACAAACUUGCUCGUCAUUUCCCUUGCCCUCAACCUCAGUUUGGUUCUGAGGAUAUAUGUCAAUACGGAGAACCAGGAGCAGAUGAGUCCAUCGGUGAUCUCUAACGACGAGGAUCCUGCACCCCAGAGAACUCUGCUCUCUGUUUCGUCUUCAUCUGGUGAAGAUGACAUAGAUAGAGUCAUCAAUCUCAACCAAGGUGACCCGACCAUGUACGAAAAGUACUGGAUGAUGAUGGGCAAGAGAACCACGGUUGUGAUUCCUGGGUGGCAGUCCAUGAGCUAUUUCUCGGACGUCAAAAACCUCUGCUGGUUUUUGGAGCCCGAGUUAGCCAAGCAGGUCAUCAGGUUACACAAAGCCGUCGGCAAUGCGGUCACUGAAGGUCGUCACAUUGUGGUUGGGACAGGUUCAUCGCAGCUCAUUAUGGCUGCGCUUUUCGCUCUUUCUCCGAAAGAUGGAUCUGAGCCCAUGAGUGUUGUAUCUACAGCCCCAUACUACUCGUCUUAUCCGGCGAUGAGUUCCUACCUCAAGUCCGGCUUGUACAAAUGGGCAGGAGACGCAAAAAGCCUCAACAAGGAAGGCCCUUACAUUGAGUUAAUCACCUCUCCGAAUAACCCUGACGGAUUUAUCAGGUCCUCCACGGUGAACCGAACUGGGGGUAUGUUGGUGCAUGAUUUGGCCUACUACUGGCCUCAGUAUACACCCAUUACCUCACCGGUUGAUCACGAUAUGUCUUUGUUCACCGUCACCAAAGCCACCGGCCAUGCUGGGACGCGCGUUGGGUGGGCUCUAGUGAAAGACGAAGAAGUUGCCAAGAAAAUGGUGAACUUCAUAGAGCUCAACACCAUCGGCGUUUCGAGGGAUUCACAGCUCCGAGCUGCCAAGAUCUUGGAAGUGAUAACUAGCACCACUGAAAAAGUUGGCAGCUCGGAUUCAGGGGCAUCCUUCUUUGAAGUUAGCUACCACCUCUUGGCUGAGAGGUGGCGGCAGCUUCGAGCGGCGGUGAGCAAUGACAGCAUGUUCAGUCUGCCUGAGUUUGCCCCGGGGUACUGCAAUUCCCUUCAACAGGAGACCCAGCCUCAACCUGCUUUCGCGUGGCUUAAAUGUGAGGACGAUGCUGUGGAGGACUGUGAAAGCUUCUUCAGAGGGCACAAUGUUUUGACUCGCGGAGGAAGUAAAUUUGGGUUUAGCCCGAAGUAUGUCCGGGUUAGCAUGGUAGAGAGGGACAUAAACUUCAGGUUGUUCCUGAAGAGAUUAUCAGAAAUCCAGUCUUAA
Molecule: messenger RNA, 1314 nt
Organism: Argentina anserina (silverweed cinquefoil)
Lineage: Eukaryota; Viridiplantae; Streptophyta; Magnoliopsida; Rosales; Rosaceae
Product: tryptophan aminotransferase-related protein 2-like
Exons: 5
Coding region: 13-1314 (433 amino acids)
Biological process (GO): amino acid metabolic process
Molecular function (GO): carbon-sulfur lyase activity; transaminase activity
Source: RefSeq, a predicted model, not a curated record